AUGUCUAUUUUGCAAUCGUCAGAAGAAAAAGAACGACAUGAGGAGGUGAUCAUUGAAACAAAUAAUGAAGGCUUGGGAAUGCGUGUCGAUGAAAAUUUACACGUGAUUGAGAUAACUAAGCAAGGUCCCUGUGAUGGUAAAUUAUUGCCUGGGGAUCACAUUAUCCAAAUAAAUAAUGUGCGUGACAGUAUGAAUAGAAUUAAUGAAACAGUUAAGAUUGGAGAUCGUACAGUUCAAACAGUUGAUGAGGCUAGAGAAGCAAUUGAAGCAGCUGGUGUAUCAAUUCGAAUUGUAUUCGAUCGUGGGCUGCAAAGUACGACUCAGGAUAAUAUUCCGGAACAAUAUGAAAGUUUAUUUAAACGUCGCGAAGGCUUCACAUAUCACUAUGUUCAAAUUAAUUAUGUUAAAGGGUGUAAAUUUGGCCUUGGCAUUAAGCAUUUCCAGAACAAUGUAAUCGUGUCACGUAUUGAUCCAGGCUCAUUAGCAGCACAGUCACUUCAGGAGAAAGAUCACAUCAUUGAUAUCAAUGGUAUAAAAGUAACUGAUAAAGAAGUUGCGAGAAGUUUGCUUGUCCGAGCUCUUAAGAAGAAGAAUUUUGUUAGCAUGUGCAUCGAACGUCCGGUUUCCGGAAAAGCGAAAGAAUGGGCGGAUGAUGCCAUGAACGCAUCUCAAAUGCAACCUCCAUCAGUUGCAAUGGCGUCUGAUGUUCAGGAAAUAGCAGCCCGUCAGCAACAAAAAAUGAUGGAAGCAAUGGACACUAAGAAGCCUGGAAUAAUGAAAAAAAAUAUCAAUAAAGGAGGAGGAUCUGACCAUGCAAGGAUUGUGAAAAUUGCACCAGGCGAAAGACAAGAUGUGAUAAUAGCAAGUGAUAAUGAGGGGAAACAGUUGAGACGCGUGAAGGAAUGA
Brugia pahangi is the source of this 906-nucleotide messenger RNA. The record is from the annotation of a GenBank genome assembly. NCBI's taxonomy places the organism in Eukaryota, Metazoa, Nematoda, Chromadorea, Rhabditida, Onchocercidae.